Messenger RNA from Vitis riparia (riverbank grape), 418 nucleotides. RefSeq lists its product as uncharacterized. The transcript is spliced from 2 exons. The record is from RefSeq and is a predicted model, not a curated record. NCBI's taxonomy places the organism in Eukaryota, Viridiplantae, Streptophyta, Magnoliopsida, Vitales, Vitaceae. The coding region runs from base 59 to 265 and encodes 68 amino acids.
CAAAGGCAAAGGAGCUGCAGAAAGAUAAGGGGAGAGAGAGAGAGAGAGAGAGAGAGAGAUGGAUGCAAUGCAAGUGGGACUUCCCAUACUUGGAAUUGUAGCAGUGGCUGCCAUCACCUUCUAUGCUGUUAGCUUUGCUGAGAUUAGAGAGAAAUCAUUUAGAGAUUUGGAGGAUUCUGAGUCUGAAAAUGUUGGAUUCAAGAGUUCUAUGAGUUCCAGGAAAAGAAGGGCCUCUCGAAAAGCUGAAAAACAAGACAAAUUUUGACCAAGAAAGCACACCCCUUUCUUUUCUUCAAUCAGUCUGUAAUUUUUUUCUUUUGGGUUCUUGGUGAAUUAUGGAUGGAAACAAUUAUUGGGAUAUUCAAGUGAAGGGCAAGGUUUUAAGAGAAAUAUUAAGGGCAUGGUUUUUCUUUUCCUC